CUGCUGUAAAACGACGUGCCGUAUUCCGGGUUGUGUUGAUACAGGCUAGCAGCAAGAUGUUGCUGUCAUGGAAGAUGGUUUUGCCGUUAAUGCUGUGUUUUGUUGGGCGACAUGUCACGUUUGCGUUACAGGACGUUACCAGUGAUUUAUUUGGCUUGGAGAAUUCCGGCACAGUGGCAGCUUUCGGUGACUUUAACUCGGAUAAACAGACUGAUAUCUUCAUCAUCAGAGAGCACUCUGAGCUGUUGAUUUUCUUGGCUGAUCUGACAGCUCCUUAUUUUAAACCUAAAGUCCAUCUGACUAAAGAUGCUUUCCCACGUGGCAUCAGCAUCAGUGGUGUUGUCCCGGGUGAUUAUGACGGAGACUCUCAGAUGGAUGUGCUUCUCACUGGACACCCUACAGGCGCUGGCCCCUUAGAAACAACCGUCUUUAUCUUCUGGGGGCAUAACCAAACUUUAAACCAGAGUUCAAGGAUAGAUCUGAACCAGACCUUUCGAAAUGAGCCACUUGUCAUGGACUUUAAUGGGGACAUGAUUCCAGACAUAUUCGGAGCUGAUGGGGAAUCAACAGUGGUUUGCUACCUAACUGAUAGAAAACAAAAAUGUGAUGAGAAGGCUCUUGGAUCUAAUGUCAAAAUGCGUGUCCCUCACUCCAAUGCGUUCAUCGACCUUAACAAGGACUUUACUGCUGAUUUAUUCCUCACCACUGAAUCAGGAUUCGAGACCUGGAUAAAUAAGGAUGGGAAUUUCACUCGAAUGUCGCUUGGAACGAUACCAGAGAAUGCCAAGAAAGUGGGUCAAUCUGCAUUUGUAGACUUUGAUGGUGACGGCUCCCAAGACCACCUGUUGCCAGUGUGUUUGGAUGACACGUGCCGGAAAAGUGCUAUAUACUUGUCCAAGCCUGGAAGCUCAGAGUGGUUCCUGGUGCUGACGGACUUCCAGAGGAAGGAAUCUAUGUGGGGUUUUGUUCCCCCUCCAGUCAGUCCCAAUGUGGAAGAACUGUACAGUCCCAUCACCUUACACUUGGGAGACUACAACCUAGAUGGCUUUCCUGAUGCCCUGGUCAUCCUCCGUAACACGAGUGCCAGUGCACAGCAGCAGGCGUUCCUCUUGGAGAACGUGGCGUGUAGUACCGCAGACUGUGGCGAGUUGGGCCGGAUGUUUCGUGUGCAUUGGGAGCAGUCAGAUCUCAGUGCCAUCCCCAGGGCUGUUGUGGCCACUUUUUUUGACAUCUAUGAGGACGGUAUAUUAGAUAUGAUCGUGCUCAGCAAGGUGGAAGGGAAGGAAGAGCUCAUCAUCCAUGCUUUGAAGAACAACUUUGAGGCUGAUGCAUAUUUUGUGAAAGUGAUUGUGCUCAGUGGCCUGUGCUCCAAUGACUGUCCAGAGAACGUCAAGCCCUUCGGUGUGAACCAGCCCGGCCCGUAUGUCAUGUACACAACUGUGGACUCAAACGGUUAUCUGAAGAAUGCAUCUGCGGGGCAGCUCAGCCAGUCAGCUCAUCUCUCUCUCCAGUUGCCCUACACAGUGCUCGGUCUGGGGCGCAGUGCCAACUUUCUGGAUCACCUGUUUGUGGGCAUCCCUCGGCCCCCUGGAGGGAAGGACAUCCGGAAACAGGAGUGGACUGCUAUCAUUCCAAACUCCCAGCUCAUUGUUAUACCAUACCCACAGUAUGACCCCCACAGUUGGAGUGCGAAGUUGUACCUAACCCCCAGUAAUAUAGUCUUAUUGACUGCGAUAGCAUUGAUUGGCGUUUGUGUCUUUAUUCUCGUCAUCAUCGGGAUACUACACUGGCAGGAGAAGAAAGCAGAUGAUCGCGAGAAGAGACAGGAGGCCCAUCGCUUCCAUUUUGAUGCCAUGUGAGAAAAUAAGAGUGCAUCGUGGGUAAACACUGAGAAAAUCAGCUCUGAAUCAAUUUCAUUUCAUGUUUUAUUUAAUAAUUUAUUUCUUUUUUUUCUACACUGGAGGUAAUUUUAUGCAUUGAAAAAAAUGUUGCAAUCAGAGGAAUCUGUCUUGAGAGGAGUAACUUUUCUACUGGAUUGUAGGCAAGAACUGUAUUAAUGUGCCUCUGUGAAUCUCUUGAUAUCUGAAGGGGUAUGUUUCUGUUUUUUUUACUUGUGUGGUUUCCAUGAACCGAAAAACAUAAGGAUGUUUGCACAUUGAGAAGUAAGGAAAGUAUUUGUUGCACCUUUCAGUGCCAUUUUUUAUAAGCAUGUUGUUUCUUUCAGCAAGUUUUCUGUCUUAUUAAAGCAACAUCGCUAAAUGUCAAGUGGGCAGAAAUAGGACCAGUAAUUUCCUCUGCUUGUUUAAUCCCAUGCUUGGUACAGUUUGAAGGCUUUUUUCAUGUUUGUAUUUUAGCGUAUAGGAUGCAAGUAUGCAUGAUUGAAAAAUCUCUGGACUUACUAAAUGUUUGAAAUGUAAGCGCUACAUUCAUAAAUGACACAUUUAACUACAUGGGGCAAAAUCCUUCUCUGACUGUAAACAAAGUUGGUCUUUUUUAGAAGCCAUUUAGCUGUUAGCAAUCAAAAAAGUUAAAAAAAAGGCAAAACUCAUUAACUGUUAACAAAUUUAAAGUGAUUCCCCCAGAAAAUGUAAAGUAAGUUGCUAGAGGCACUCUUUAUUGACUUUCCAUUCAAUAUCACAGGAGUCAAGUCCCCAUCUUUAAUUACUGUCCAUUGUUUAAUAUAAAACAUGACAUCUGUUUCACCAUGCACUGUCCUCUGUGUUUACAUUUUAAUAAUUCCCACUGUGUCUCAUUAAUUCCUAGAAUGUCGUCUUUCCAAUUUGAGGUACAAUUCUCAAAACUCUGUUUUAUCCACUAUUAUGCUUUUGUUUAGAUAUUUUCCUGUGUUUGUAAGUUGUUUUUAUUUAUUACUUAUACAUUUAACUUGAUGUGCUAAUAAAAAAUGUACAGAGUGAAGGGUGUUGUUUUAAACUGUAUAUAUCUGACAAAUAUUCUGAUCCAUGACCUGUAUUGAUUUGCAAACCUCUUUACCUUUAUGUGGUGUUGUGGUAUAGUACUAUGUGCACAUUCAUUUUACUUUCAAAGGUAAAGUCAGUUGCCAAACUACUUGAUUCCAUGCAGAUUUGUACUAGACCUGUGUUUUAAUUAGCAUGCAAUUAUUGCAGAUGAUUUGCACAAAUUGUAUCCGGUUUAUGUACUUGACAUCUGUGCUUUUGUUAUUAUUCAUUUAAUCACUCAACAUGUUUUGGGUUGUUUGUCAUUUGGUUGGCUUUGGAAUGUUGUAAUAAAAAUAAACAUAACCAAGAUUUUG
This is a messenger RNA of Paramisgurnus dabryanus, 3271 nucleotides long. It is a transcript of the gene itfg1, whose product is annotated as integrin alpha FG-GAP repeat containing 1. The record is from RefSeq and is a predicted model, not a curated record. NCBI's taxonomy places the organism in Eukaryota, Metazoa, Chordata, Actinopteri, Cypriniformes, Cobitidae. Gene Ontology annotation, cellular component: plasma membrane.